This is a messenger RNA of Erinaceus europaeus (western European hedgehog), 10615 nucleotides long. It is a transcript of the gene ITPR2, whose product is annotated as inositol 1,4,5-trisphosphate receptor type 2. NCBI's taxonomy places the organism in Eukaryota, Metazoa, Chordata, Mammalia, Eulipotyphla, Erinaceidae. Gene Ontology annotation, cellular component: membrane; endoplasmic reticulum. Gene Ontology annotation, biological process: calcium ion transmembrane transport. The record is from RefSeq and is a predicted model, not a curated record. The transcript is spliced from 57 exons. Bases 224 to 8335 code for a protein of 2703 amino acids. Gene Ontology annotation, molecular function: inositol 1,4,5 trisphosphate binding; inositol 1,4,5-trisphosphate-gated calcium channel activity.
CUCCACCUGGAGCGCAGUCCUGGGCCGCCCGCCUCCUCGCCGGCGGAGCAGGGCGCGGGGCGCAACGCGGAGCCCGGAGCAGGCGCCAAGGCGACUUCAGGAGCAUCGGGAACUCUGCAGCGCGGGGCGGGGCGGGCUGACUCGGCUCCCGCGGGCCUCCCCGCGCCUUGCGCCCCUCCUGAGAGCGCUCCGAAAGCGCGGCCGCCCCUGAGCAUGAAGCAGCAUGUCUGACAAAAUGUCCAGCUUCCUCUACAUCGGGGACAUCGUGUCCCUGUACGCCGAGGGCUCGGUCAAUGGCUUCAUCAGCACGCUGGGGCUCGUGGAUGACAGAUGUGUGGUCCACCCAGAGGCAGGCGACUUGGCCAACCCCCCCAAGAAGUUCAGAGACUGCCUGUUUAAGGUGUGUCCUAUGAACCGGUAUUCUGCCCAGAAACAGUAUUGGAAAGCGAAGCAAGCCAAACAAGGGAACCACACAGAGGCAGCCCUGCUGAAGAAGUUACAGCAUGCUGCUGAACUGGAGCAAAAACAGAAUGAAUCAGAGAACAAGAAACUGUUGGGAGAAAUUGUGAAAUACAGUAAUGUCAUACAGCUGUUGCACAUCAAGAGCAACAAGUACCUGACUGUCAACAAGAGACUGCCAGCCCUUCUGGAGAAGAAUGCCAUGCGGGUGUCCCUGGAUGCUGCAGGCAACGAAGGCUCCUGGUUCUACGUCCACCCUUUCUGGAAGCUGCGGAGCGAGGGUGACAAUAUCGUCGUAGGAGAUAAAGUCGUCUUGAUGCCUGUGAACGCAGGACAGCCGCUGCAUGCCAGUAACAUAGAGCUUCUGGAUAACCCGGGGUGCAAAGAGGUGAAUGCUGUUAAUUGCAACACGAGCUGGAAGGUCACACUGUUCAUGAAGUACAGCUCCUAUCGAGAAGAUGUGCUCAAAGGAGGUGAUGUUGUCAGAUUGUUUCAUGCCGAACAAGAGAAGUUUCUGACGUGUGAUGAGUAUGAGAAAAAACAGCACAUUUUCCUCCGUACUACCUUGCGCCAGUCAGCCACGUCUGCCACCAGCUCCAAAGCACUGUGGGAAAUAGAGGUGGUGCAUCACGACCCUUGUCGUGGCGGUGCCGGGCAGUGGAACAGCCUGUUCCGAUUUAAACAUCUAGCCACUGGGAACUACUUAGCUGCGGAGCUUAAUCCUGACUAUCGAGAUGCCCAAAAUGAAGGGAAAAAUGUGCGAGACGGCGAACUCCCGACUUCAAAGAAGAAGCGGCAGGCUGGGGAGAAGAUCAUGUACACGCUGGUCUCUGUCCCGCACGGCAAUGACAUCGCCUCCCUCUUUGAGCUGGAUGCCACGACGCUUCAGAGGGCGGACUGUCUGGUUCCCAGGAACUCGUACGUCCGGCUGAGACACUUAUGUACCAACACGUGGGUGACCAGCACAAGCAUCCCCAUCGACACGGACGAGGAGAGGCCUGUUAUGUUGAAGAUCGGAACUUGCCAAACCAAAGAAGACAAAGAAGCAUUUGCCAUUGUGUCUGUCCCACUGUCAGAGGUCCGAGAUCUGGACUUUGCCAAUGAUGCCAACAAAGUACUAGCGACCACCGUGAAAAAGCUGGAAAAUGGCACCAUCACUCAGAAUGAAAGGAGGUUUGUAACCAAAUUGCUGGAAGACCUCAUCUUCUUUGUGGCAGAUGUACUCAAUAAUGGACAGGAGGUUCUGGAUGUGGUCAUCACCAAACCCAACAGAGAGCGCCAGAAAUUAAUGAGGGAGCAGAACAUACUGGCACAGGUGUUCGGAAUUCUCAAAGCACCAUUUAAGGAGCGAGGAGGAGAAGGACCCAUGCUGAGGCUGGAGGACUUGGGGGACCAGAGGUACGCCCCCUACAAGUACCUGCUGCGGCUAUGCUACCGUGUGCUGAGACACUCCCAACAGGACUACCGCAAGAACCAGGAAUACAUCGCUAAGAACUUCUGUGUCAUGCAGUCCCAGAUUGGCUAUGAUAUUUUGGCAGAAGACACCAUCACAGCUUUGUUGCACAACAACAGAAAACUACUAGAGAAACACAUCACAGCAAAAGAAAUAGAAACAUUUGUCAGUUUACUCCGGAGAAAUCGUGAGCCAAGGUUUCUGGACUACCUGUCAGACCUGUGCGUGUCCAACACCACCGCCAUCCCCGUCACACAGGAACUCAUCUGCAAGUUCAUGCUGAGCCCUGGGAACGCAGACAUCCUCAUCCAGACCAAGCUGGUCUCCACACAAGUGGACAACCCUAUGGAGAGCGCCAUCCUGGCUGACGACUUGGAUGAUGAGGAAGUCUGGCUCUACUGGAUUGACAGCAACAAGGAGCCUCAUGGCAAAGCCAUCCGACACCUGGCCCAGGAGGCCAAGGAAGGCACCAAGGCCGACCUGGAGGUCCUCACCUACUAUAGGUACCAGCUCAACCUCUUCGCAAGGAUGUGCCUGGACCGCCAGUACCUGGCCAUCAACCAGAUCUCCACACAGCUGUCAGUGGACCUGAUCCUGCGCUGCGUGUCUGAUGAGAGCCUGCCCUUUGACCUGCGUGCCUCCUUCUGCCGCCUCAUGCUGCACAUGCACGUGGACAGAGACCCCCAGGAGUCUGUGGUGCCUGUCCGAUAUGCCCGACUGUGGACUGAGAUCCCCACCAAGAUCACCAUACACGAAUAUGACUCUAUCACAGACUCCUCCAGAAACGACAUGAAGAGGAAAUUCGCACUGACGAUGGAGUUUGUGGAAGAGUACUUGAAAGAAGUUGUAAACCAGCCCUUCCCUUUCGGGGAUAAAGAGAAAAACAAGCUGACAUUCGAGGUGGUCCACUUGGCUCGGAACCUUAUAUACUUUGGGUUCUACAGCUUUAGUGAGCUCCUCAGGCUCACGAGGACACUGCUAGCCAUCCUUGAUAUUGUACAGGUCCCCAUAUCAUCGUAUUUGGAGAGACUGAGCAAAUUUCAAGAUGGAGGAAAUAAUGUCAUGAGGACCAUCCACGGGGUGGGUGAGAUGAUGACACAGAUGGUGCUGAGCCGGGGCUCCAUCUUCCCCAUGAGCGUGCCUGAUGUGGCUCCCAGCCUGCACCCCAGCAAGCAGGGCAGCCCCGCUGAGCAGGAGGACGUCACUGUCAUGGACACCAAGCUAAAGAUCAUCGAGAUCUUGCAGUUUAUCCUGAGCGUCCGUCUGGACUACAGGAUCUCAUACAUGCUGUCGAUAUAUAAGAAGGAGUUUGGAGAGAACAACGAGAAUGCUGACGCCUCUGCCAGUGGCUCUCCUGACAUGCUACUGCCAUCAGCCAUUGUUCCUGAUAUCGACGAAAUUGCGGCUCAGGCAGAGACAAUGUUUGCUGGAAGAAAGGAGAAGACCCCAGUGCAGCUGGAUGACGAGGGAGGAAGGACAUUUCUGCGGGUUCUCAUCCACCUGAUCAUGCACGACUACCCGCCUCUGCUGUCCGGGGCCCUGCAGCUGCUCUUCAAGCACUUCAGCCAGAGGGCCGAGGUGCUGCAGGCCUUCAGGCAGGUACAGCUGCUGGUGUCCAGCCAAGAUGUGGACAACUACAAGCAGAUCAAGGCCGACCUGGACCAGCUGCGGCUCACCGUGGAGAAGUCUGAACUGUGGGUGGAGAAGAACAGUAGCUACGAGAACGGGGAGAUGAGUGAGAACCAAGUGAAAGGCGGAGAGGAACCCAUGGAGGAAGCCAUCAUCCUCAGCCCAGUGCAGGAUGGGACAAAGAAACCUCAGAUUGACAGCAACAAGAGCAACAACUACCGGGUGGUGAAGGAGAUCCUGAUCAGGCUGAGCAAGCUGUGUGUGCAGAAUAAGAAGUGUCGGAACCAGCACCAACGGCUGCUGAAGAACAUGGGUGCCCACUCCGUGGUGCUGGACCUGCUGCAGAUCCCAUAUGAGAAGAACGACGAAAAGAUGAAUGAAGUCAUGAAUCUGGCGCACACAUUUCUGCAGAAUUUCUGUCGGGGGAAUCCCCAGAACCAAGUCCUCCUCCACAAGCACCUGAACUUGUUCCUAACUCCAGGGCUCCUGGAGGCAGAGACUAUGCGGCACAUCUUCAUGAACAACUUCCACCUGUGCAACGAGAUCAGCGAGCGCGUGGUGCAGCACCUGGUGCACUGCAUUGAGACGCACGGCCGCCAUGUUGAGUACCUGCGCUUCCUGCAGACCAUUGUCAAGGCCGACGGCAAGUACGUGAAGAAGUGCCAGGACAUGGUUAUGACCGAGCUCAUCAACGGGGGUGAAGACGUGCUAAUCUUCUAUAAUGACCGAGCGUCCUUCCCCAUCCUGCUGCACAUGAUGUGCUCUGAGCGGGACCGUGGGGAUGAGAGCGGCCCCCUGGCCUACCAUAUCACGCUGGUGGAGCUGCUGGCCGCCUGCACCGAGGGCAAGAAUGUCUACACUGAGAUCAAGUGCAACUCUCUCCUGCCCCUGGAUGACAUUGUCAGGGUGGUGACUCACGACGACUGUAUCCCUGAGGUUAAGAUUGCUUAUGUGAACUUCGUGAAUCACUGUUACGUCGACACUGAAGUUGAGAUGAAAGAAAUCUACACAAGCAACCACAUUUGGAAGCUAUUUGAGAACUUCUUGGUGGACAUGGCACGGGUUUGCAACACCACCACCGACCGGAAGCAUGCAGACACCUUCUUGGAGAAGUGCGUCACGGAAUCCAUCAUGAAUAUCGUGAGCGGCUUCUUCAACUCCCCCUUCUCUGACAACAGCACCAGCCUCCAGACUCACCAGCCAGUUUUCAUUCAGCUGCUGCAGUCCGCUUUCCGGAUUUACAAUUGCACCUGGCCAAACCCGGUGCAGAAGGCCUCAGUGGAGUCCUGUAUCAGAACCCUGGCAGAAGUGGCCAAGAAUCGUGGAAUCGCCAUCCCCGUGGACUUGGACAGUCAGGUGAACACUCUGUUCAUGAAGAGCCACUCCAACAUGGUGCAGAGAGCGGCCAUGGGCUGGAGGCUCUCCGCCCGCUCUGGACCGCGCUUUAAGGAGGCCCUGGGAGGCCCUGCGUGGGACUAUAGAAACAUCAUCGAGAAGCUGCAGGACGUGGUGGCCUCCUUGGAGCAGCAGUUCAGCCCAAUGAUGCAGGCCGAGUUCUCUGUGUUGGUGGAUGUGCUGUACAGCCCAGAGCUGCUAUUCCCCGAGGGCAGCGACGCCAGGAUCCGCUGUGGCGCCUUCAUGUCCAAGUUGAUUAAUCACACAAAGAAGCUAAUGGAAAAAGAAGAGAAACUGUGCAUUAAAAUUCUUCAGACUUUGCGGGAAAUGCUAGAGAAGAAAGACAGCUUUGUGGAAGAGGGCAGCACUCUGAGGAAAAUCCUCCUGAACCGCUACUUCAAAGGCGAUUACGGGGCUGGUGUGAACGGACCCCUCUCAGGGAGCUACUGCAAAGCCACUCACACCCCAGGAGGCUUCUCGGGACAGGACUCAGAUAAGACAGGCAUCUCCAUGUCUGACAUUCAGUGUCUGCUGGACAAGGAGGGCGCCUCAGAGCUCGUCAUCGACGUGAUUGUGAACACCAAAAAUGACAGGAUUUUCUCAGAAGGCAUUUUGCUUGGCAUCGCUUUGCUCGAAGGAGGAAACACACAGACUCAGUACUCCUUCUACCAGCAACUGCACGAGCAGAAGAAGUCAGAAAAAUUCUUCAAAGUUCUGUACGACCGAAUGAAGGCGGCUCAGAAGGAAAUCAGGUCCACAGUGACAGUAAACACUGUAGACCUAGGCACCAAGAAGAGGGACGAGGACAGUGAGGUGAUGGCCGCCGGCCCUCGGGUCAGAGUCCGGGACUCCACGCUGCACCUGCGAGAGGGGAUGAAGGGGCAGUUGACAGAAGCAUCCUCUGCCACCUCCAAAGCCUACUGCGCAUACCGCAGGGAGAUGGACCCUGAGGUGGACGUAGUGUGCUCGGGGCCAGAGGCUGGCGGCGCCGAGGAGAAGUCCGCAGAGGAGGCUACCGUGAGCCCUGCCAUCGCCAUCAUGCAGCCUAUCCUGCGCUUCCUGCAGCUGCUGUGUGAGAACCACAACCGUGAGCUGCAGAACUUCUUGAGGAACCAGAACAACAAGACCAACUACAACCUGGUGUGUGAGACGCUGCAGUUCCUGGAUUGUAUCUGUGGCAGCACCACAGGCGGCCUGGGCCUGCUGGGGCUCUACAUCAACGAGAAGAAUGUGGUGCUGGUCAACCAGACCCUGGAGAGCCUGACUGAGUACUGCCAGGGACCCUGUCAUGAAAACCAGACCUGCAUCGCAACUCACGAGUCCAAUGGCAUUGACAUCAUCAUUGCCUUGAUUCUCAACGACAUCAAUCCCCUUGGCAAAUACCGCAUGGACCUAGUGCUGCAGCUCAAGAACAAUGCCUCCAAGCUCUUGCUGGCCAUCAUGGAGAGCAGACACGACAGCGAAAAUGCUGAAAGGAUCCUCUUCAACAUGAGGCCCAGAGAGCUGGUGGACGUGAUGAAGAAUGCCUACAACCAAGGCUUGGAGUGUGACCACGGGGAUGAGGAAGGCAGCAGCGAUGGCGUCUCCCCCAAAGAUGUGGGGCACAACAUCUACAUUCUGGCCCACCAGCUCGCCCGCCACAACAAGCUGCUGCAGCAGAUGCUCAAGCCGGGGUCGGACCCAGAUGGUGGGGAUGAAGCCUUGAAGCAUUAUGCCAACCACACAGCACAGAUCGAGAUCGUGAGGCACGACAGGACCAUGGAGCAGAUCGUGUUCCCCGUCCCCAGCAUCUGUGAGUACCUCACCCGUGAGUCCAAGUGCCGCGUGUUCAACACAACUGAGCGGGAUGAGCAGGGCAGCAAAGUGAAUGACUUCUUCCAGCAGACAGAAGAUCUCUACAACGAGAUGAAGUGGCAGAAGAAAAUCCGGAAUAACCACGCUCUCUUCUGGUUCUCAAGACACAUCUCACUGUGGGGCAGUGUCUCCUUCAACUUGGCUGUCUUCAUCAACCUGGCUGUGGCUCUCUUCUACCCGUUUGGGGACGACGGGGACGAAGGUACCCUCUCUCCGAUGUUCUCAGUUCUCCUUUGGAUAGCAGUGGCCACCUGCACUUCGAUGCUCUUUUUCUUCUCCAAGCCUGUGGGAAUCCGGCCAUUCCUGGUGUCGGUGAUGCUCAGGUCGAUAUAUACAAUCGGUCUUGGGCCAACACUAAUACUUCUCGGUGCAGCUAAUCUGUGCAACAAAAUCAUCUUCCUGGUGAGCUUCGUGGGGAACCGAGGCACGUUCACGAGGGGCUACCGCGCGGUCAUCCUGGAUAUGGCCUUCCUCUACCACGUGGCCUAUGUCUUGGUCUGUAUGCUGGGCCUCUUCGUCCACGAGUUCUUCUACAGUUUCCUGCUGUUCGACCUGGUGUACAGAGAAGAGACUCUGCUCAACGUCAUCAAGAGUGUCACGCGGAAUGGUCGCUCCAUCAUCCUCACAGCCGUCCUGGCCCUCAUCCUGGUCUACCUGUUCUCCAUCAUUGGCUUCCUCUUCCUCAAGGACGACUUCACCAUGGAGGUAGACAGGCUGAAAAACAGGACACCUACGGCAGGUGGCAGCGGGGUGCCGACCAUGACCCUGACGUCCAUGAUGGGGGCUUGUGCCAAGGAGAACUGCUCACCCACCAUCCCAGCUCCAAGUGCAGCGGAGGAGGAGCAAGCAGAUGGCGUGGAGAGGACCUGCGACACCCUGCUCAUGUGCAUUGUCACCGUGCUGAACCAGGGCCUCCGCAACGGGGGCGGCGUGGGCGACGUACUCCGAAGACCCUCCAAAGAUGAGCCCCUGUUUGCUGCCCGGGUGGUAUAUGACCUCCUCUUCUAUUUCAUCGUCAUCAUCAUCGUUCUCAACUUGAUCUUUGGUGUUAUCAUUGACACUUUUGCUGAUCUCAGAAGUGAAAAACAGAAAAAGGAAGAGAUUCUCAAGACCACUUGCUUCAUCUGUGGGCUAGAGAGGGACAAGUUUGACAACAAGACGGUGUCCUUCGAGGAGCACAUCAAGUCAGAGCACAACAUGUGGCACUACCUGUACUUCCUGGUGCUGGUGAAGGUCAAGGACCCCACGGAGUACACGGGCCCUGAGAGCUACGUGGCCCAGAUGAUCCUGGAGAAGAAUCUGGACUGGUUCCCCCGGAUGCGGGCCAUGUCCCUGGUCAGCAGCGAAGGGGACAGUGAGCAGAACGAGGUGCGGAGCCUGCAGGAGAAGCUGGAGGCCACCAUGGGCCUGGUCAGGCAGCUCUCAGGACAGCUGGCCGAGCUGAAGGAGCAGAUGACAGAACAAAGGAAGAACAAGCAGCGGCUGGGCUUCCUGGGCUCGAGCACGCCCCACGUGAACCAUCACAUGCCCCCACCGCCCCACUGAGGGCCCUGCCUGCUAGGGCCACCCUGGGCAGGAUGGGGCAGGAGGGCGGCUGUUGUUGCAGACUCACACCAGCCUGGUGCCAGGACACGAGGACAAUUGCCACUGUGUCUCCCUCAGGGGAGAUAGGGACCGCACAGCCCGCGUCCCCUCUAGGGGUAAGGGGCCCACUCGCGCCACACCCAGGAGCCAGCUCUGCUUAGGGCGGUGACCUGACUUCUAUCUCCAGAGGCCCAGGGCUCAGGGGUUCUGGAAUCACAGACAGUGGCUCAGGGCCACAGAGAACAAGCCAAGAAAUGAUGAGGACCCAGAGUCGGCCCUGCUUCCCACGGGCUGUGGCCGCUUGUCCCCCAUGUGACAUAGCUGGCCCUGGCUGCUGCAGUGGGUGGCUUCCCUCCCUCCCUCCCUCCCUCCCUCCCUCCCUCCCUCCCUCCCUCCCUCUGUCUGACCGGGCCAGGGAAUGUCACCCUUUUCUUCCCGUGUGGGGAGCUCCAUAGUCUUCCAGAUGCCUCGGGACAAACAGGCUGGACAUCAGGGAUAGUUCGGUUAUGAAGGCUUUGGGGAGGAGCUUUCUUGUUGUGGGACACUGCUAACAUAUGUGGCAACAUUCCAGGAACAGGCGUGAGGUGGGCAGCCUGGAGGCGAUUGGGGUGGUGGGGCUGGAGAAGCCAUGGGCCCUGUCUCUGUGCUAAUCCUCGGGGGGGGGGGGGGGUGAGGAAUGAAUAAAGGGUGGCACUCCCAGGGUCUGCUUUACACGGCACCAGGAAGGCCUUGCAGACGCCAGACAGAACCGGCUUCUUCCCAGGUGGCUCUGGGGCAAAGGACACAGCUGGAACUUGGGAAGGUGGAAAGGAGGGAGGGUGGGAAGAGAGGUAGGCUGGCUCCCUGCUUCUGAAGGUGUUGCGGCCCACCUGUGAUGACAGGGUGCUGGGAAGCCAGGCAAGACACCAGGCCCCAUAGAGAUGGUCUUGAGGUCACCCCCAGCCCAGGGACAGGACCCUCCCCCCAGGUCUCCCCUCUCAGUUUGUCAAGUGCUUUUGUGUAGAUCAGGGUGAGCCAAGGCAGAUAUUUAGAUCCACGGCGCUCAGGGCCAUAAGGUGUGUUAAAACCAGCGGCUCCUGAAGGCUUUGUGGGGGAUGGGCAUGCCGGCAGCUCAGACUCCUGAGGGUCCUCUCUCAUCCUGACACACCCACUCCGGCCUGCUGUGGAGGGGAGCUGCCAUUUCAUCCUCCAGCAUCCUCCCUCCCUUCGUUGGAAAGUACCCAAGACAUGGCCACUCACAAGACCCUCAUCUGACUGCAGUCAGAAUCCUGCCCAGUUGUGUUUCUUUCUUCCCUGCCUGAAGACGCAGGACUCUCACACAGAAUAAAGACAAGCCUUGUCUCACAUUCUCACAUGUGCCAGGCCACUCCCCAGGUGUUCCCAAGGGAGAAGAUAAAGGAAAGCAGGAACUUAGCCUCUGGUGUGCUCGACCACACCUCACAUCUGUUUGUCAGCCUGUCCAUGCGCUGGGGUCCUCAUCCCAGAGGGGCUCUCUGCGAGCAGCCUCAGCCUCAUACUUACAAGGUGCCCCUGCACUGAGGACAGUCAUCUUUGGUUUGUUAUUUAGUGAUUCGCAUCCACACUGGUUUAAAGGUCUGUCUCUGCUGGCUUCCUCUUCUUCCCCAGUGCAGCCUGGGACCCAAGCCUGAGACGCAGGCAGGCUUCCUGAGCGAGAGACUCGCUGUUGUAAGCCUGUGCCAGCAGUCAGUGAGUGGCAGGCGCGUGCGAUCCGUGUGUUUGGGGGGUUCAUGUGGGAAGGGUCACGGCAGCUCCCUGAGAUUCCCUGCCGGCAACAGCACAGUUGUAUGGUCUGUGCAGGAGCCAGCAUGGCUGCAGUGCGCCAGCCCUGCACACUUGAGGCCCCAGGUUCAGUCCCUGCAUCCCCUUACGCUGGUGCUGAGCAGUGCUGUGGGCUCCCUCUCUCACAACAGUAAAGUAUUUGGGAGGAGCUGGGAGAUGGCUCUCACUUGGUAGAGCACACAUUUGACCAUCCUUAAGGACCUGGGUUCAAGCCCCAGGCUGCCACAAGGGAGUACCACGCAAAGGGAAAGCUUCAUGAGUGGUGGAGUGGGGUCUCUAUCUUGCAAAAAGUAAAGAGCCUGCCAAAAGGAGUGGAAUCAUGCAGGCUCAGAACCCUGGCGAUAACCUGGCGACUAAAACUAAAAGCAUAAUUCUAACAGCAUGGCAAGCCCAGACGAGGACAGUGUCUAUGUCACUGCUAAUAAAAUUGGAUUUGCUGAA